AUUCAAAGAGGUUAUAAUUAUAGGAGAAAAAAAAUGAUAAGUAAUUUACCAACAAUAUAUGUUGAUCCAUUUGGUCAUGGAAAUUAUUCAACUGUUCAAUCAGCAAUUGAUUCUGUUCCUCAAUAUAACGAAAAUUGGAUAUGUAUUUACAUCAAAGCUGGAACAUAUAGGGAACAAGUAAAAAUCCCUAGAGAGAAGCCAUAUAUCUAUCUCAAAGGAGAAGGAAAAAGAAAAACAAAUGUGACAUGGAAUGGUCAUGACAAUAUUGCUAUUGAUGCUACAUUCAUCUCUGAAGCUGAUUAUACAAUUGUUAAGAGCAUAACAUUUAUAAAUUCUUAUAACAUUCCUCCAAAAGGAAAUGUUUUGAUGCAAGCAGUGGCAGCAAUGAUUUCUGGAGAUAAAUCAACAUUUUAUAGAUGUGGAUUUAUUGGAGUACAAGAUACAUUAUGGGACGUACAAGGAAGACACUAUUUCAAGCUUUGCACUAUUGUUGGAGCUGUUGAUUUCAUCUUUGGUGAUGGCCAAUCUAUUUAUGAGAGAUGUAUUAUAUCAGUAAAUGCAGGAGUAUUAAAUGGAAUAAUAGGAUCAAUUACAGCACAAGGAAGAACAAGUUUAAAUGAUCAAAGUGGAUUUGUUUUCAAAGAUAGUGCAAUUUUUGGAAAUGGACUUACUCUUUUAGGAAGGCCAUGGAGGGCAUAUGCUAGGGUACUUUUCUAUAAUUGUUCCAUGUCAAAUAUUGUUGUUCCACAAGGUUGGUCUGCUUGGAAUUUCAUUGGACAUGAGAAUCACUUGACAUUUUGUGAAGUAAAUUGCAAUGGAAUUGGAUCAAACACAAGACAAAGAGUGCCAUGGAAAGCCAAGUUGAGUCAACAUGAGUUACAAAAAUUAACAAGCCUUUCAUUCAUUGAUGGUGAGGAUUGGAUUAUGAGUCAACCCCUCAAAGUACUAUAG
Capsicum annuum is the source of this 951-nucleotide messenger RNA. RefSeq names its product probable pectinesterase 29. Bases 34 to 951 code for a protein of 305 amino acids. Lineage: Eukaryota; Viridiplantae; Streptophyta; Magnoliopsida; Solanales; Solanaceae. Gene Ontology annotation, molecular function: pectinesterase activity. The transcript has 5 exons. Gene Ontology annotation, biological process: cell wall modification. The record is from RefSeq and is a predicted model, not a curated record.